Boleophthalmus pectinirostris (great blue-spotted mudskipper) is the source of this 3924-nucleotide messenger RNA. RefSeq names its product TBC1 domain family, member 23 (gene tbc1d23). The record is from RefSeq and is a predicted model, not a curated record. The coding region runs from base 161 to 2161 and encodes 666 amino acids. Gene Ontology annotation, biological process: embryonic brain development; retrograde transport, endosome to Golgi. NCBI's taxonomy places the organism in Eukaryota, Metazoa, Chordata, Actinopteri, Gobiiformes, Gobiidae. The transcript has 19 exons. Gene Ontology annotation, cellular component: trans-Golgi network.
CCGCGGAGGAAGCUCAGAUCAGCAGGAGCUGGUGAGAACAUUUUGAUCGAGAUUAUAAUUUCGCUGGACAGACAGAUACACGCUGUAACGUCGCCACAAAACCACUUAACAGAGGAGCCAGGAUUUGGCAGAGGCUUUGGACUCUGGGUCAGACUUGGAAAUGGACCGAGGAUACACACAAGAAGAGGAGUCCUCUCCUCAACACAGAGCCCAGAUGUGGAAGAUUGCUUUAAAUGUCUCUGGAAAAGGGGACAGUUUGUCAAAUUGGGACGGUGUUCUGGAUUUACCAGAACAGACGCUCAUUCACAACCGCAGUCAACAGCUGAUUGGUCAGCUGGGUGUGUCGGAGGAGGAGAGGGUAGAUAUGGAGGCUGAUGUUGAGGCCAUCAUCACUUUUUACUGUAAAUCUCGUAACGUUACUUUCAGCACUGACUUGAGUUUUCCUCACCUGCUCAAACCACUCCUGAGUCUGAAACUUCCUCGCAGCGACCUCUACAACUGCUUUUACGCUCUUAUGAACAAAUACAUCCCCAGAGACUGUGUGCCUAAAGGCCGACCUUUCCACCUGUUCAGAUUAUUGCUACAGUACCAUGAGCCUGAACUCUGCUCCUUCCUGGACACUAAGAAAAUCACACCAGACUCUUACGCAAUGAGCUGGUUGGGCAGCCUGUUCUCCAGUCACUGCCUUCCUGAUGUGACACGGACCUUGUGGGACAACUACUUCCAGCAAACGGACCCCUUCCUGAUAUUCUUUCUCAUGCUCGUUAUUCUCGUCAAUGCCAAAGAAUCCAUACUUGCACAGGAAGCAGACGGCAAAGAGGACAUCAUUAAAAUGCUUGAGGAAUCACCUUCUCUUUUGGAAAGUGAAGACAUUGAAGACCUGUUUUCUUUGGCCCAGUAUUACCAGACAAAAACCCCUUUGUCCCUCAGAAAGAUGAACCAGAAUCUGUUUGGGAGCAGCCUGGUGGCCCUAAAGGAGGAGGAGAUGGACCUCAGCCAGGCCCUGUGUCUCCCUGUGUCUGUGCCAGAAAUCUUGCAGGCCAACCAGCUGCAGCAGGAGGGAGUGCGUUUUUUUGUCGUGGACUGUCGGCCGGCUGAACAGUACAAUUCUGGUCACUUAUCCACAGCGUUCCACCUGGACUCUGACUUGAUGCUGCAGAACCCCUCAGAGUUCGCCCUCUCAGUGAAGUCUCUGUUGGAGGCGCAAAAACAGUCCCUGGAGUCAGGGUCCAUUGCCAGCGGAGAGCAUUUGUGCUUCAUGGGCAGCGGCCGCGAGGAGGAGGACAUGUACAUGAACAUGGUGCUGGCACAUUUCUUACAGAAAAACAAAGAGUAUGUCAGUAUAGCCAAAGGAGGCUUCAUGGCUCUCCAGAAGCACCUAGUCGACAUGAACAUUGAAGGCUUGGACUCGUCUUAUCUAAACUGGAUUGUCAGCACCUCAGGGUCUCACAGCAGCCUGAGCUCUGUAGACGGGGAACUGUGCAGCCCUGGCGACAGCAAAGGAGUCAAGUCAUUGAUGAACAAAAUGACGUUUGCUCUCAAGUCCAAGUCUGUGAAUGUGAAGGAGAAGAUGAUUAGUUUUAUUGAGAACACUUCAGCCCCAGUUGACAAAAUAUCUUUCAAUCUGCCUUGGCCAGAGAAGGUGGUUCCUGAUCGGCAUGUGAGCAGCAGUGACCGAGUUGGUAAACCAUACAGAGGAGUCAAGCCUGUUUUUAGUAUCGGUGAUGAGGAGGAAUAUGACACAGAUGAGAUUGACAGCUCGUCUAUGUCCGAUGACGACAGGAAAGAGAUUGUAAAUAUUCAGACUUGGAUCAACAAACCUGAUGUGAAGCACCACAUUCCCUGCAACGAGGUGAAGGAAACUGGGCACAUGUUUCCAAGCCACCUGUUAAUCACAGCCACUCACAUGUACUGCCUCAGAGAAAUCGCCUCUCGGAAAGGUUUCGCUUACAUCCAGUCCAGACAAGCACUGAACUCUGUUGUUAAAAUCACCUCAAAGAAGAAGCACCCAGAGCUUAUCACAUUCAAGUUUGGCACUAACAACUCUGCUGGAGUAGAGAUCUCAGCUGUGGAGAGAUAUCUUAUACCCAAUGCCGGUGAUGCUACAAAAGUGAUCAAGCAGCAGAUCAUGAAAGUUCUAGAUGCUUUGGAGAGCUCGUAAAACACUAAAUGAAGGCUAGCUGUCAAACAAACUGGGUGACGUGUUUUUUGUCCUUGGGGAGUUUAAAGUUGUAUCCCAUUCUCCCUCGGCCGCCUCCUCCCUCUUGGACAGGCCCCUGCAGUGUUGACUAUGAAGACCUAUGAAGUUUGUCUGUUUUGGGGACUUGACCAAAACUUACAGGAUUGACUGUAUGUGUUGUAAGGUGCUCCGCUGUCAUCCAAAAAUACCCAAAAUGAAAUCUGGGAGUCUGUGGCAGUAACACUUCUCUUCAGGCCUUAUGGUAGCGUUUUGACCCUCCAGUGGCAAGCCUUUUUAAUCAUAAAAUUCACUAUUUUCAUUGUUUUCAGAGAGAACUUUACUGGCUGUUUUUGGAUAAUGUUCUUUUGAAGUUUUCCCCACACUUCAGAGUAAGCUCCAUCAUCUUUUCAAGUCAAAUUGACUUCUGUAUUAUCGGUUUUUUGGGUUUACUGAAAAUCUCAUCUUUAUGUAUCCUUACCAAGUGUUGUCUACUAUUCAUCCGUUCUGCUAUGACAGAAUUCAAGCCAUCGCUGCUUAUUGUUUGGCCAACCAGCAAGUUUUGAUUUCUCGCUAGACCCAACCUUGAGCCUGGGUCGGCAAUACUUGGAAAUGUGUCUUAAGAUGGCAAAGGAGAUGUAGGAAGUUUUAUCACCUCACAAAAACGCCUGUAUUAGUCCUUUAUAUUAUGUUCAGUUGACAAUUGAGCUAUCUUUUUAGUUGCGCUAUAAUGUUUCCUCUGGAAAUUCCCCUCCAUCCAGUUUUCACCAACAUAGGAACUACAUUUCUGAGUUUUGUGUAACAUCUUUCAGUUCUUAGUUUUUUCAAAAAAGGAGCCUUAACACCAACAAAAGUGGCAACUUCAUAACUGUAUUGUAUAUAAUGUUUAAACCAAUCUAUAUUUAGCACGGACCUUUACAGCAGCUUGGGAUAUAAUUUAUUUUCAGCUUUUUAAAUGUAAAAACCAAACCUCAUCUCAUAGCAGUUUGAUGUAGCUCUGAUUUAAGCAACAUCCUUUUACAAGUCCAGGGUUUGUACAGUAACACCUCACUCAUUCCAUUACAAUAGAUUUGUGUUGUAUUUUCCCAUAUUAACAAAGCCCCUGUAUUGGCCAUUGUAAAUGAAUGGACUGCUGUAAAGCAAGUUGAGAGGUUUUGUGUUAGGCAUUUGUAAUGAAAUUAUUAAUAUUAAUUAUUGAUAUCUUUGUGUUUUGUCUUGUCCAUUGUAACUAAUCUAACGCAACACUGUUAUUUAGUUAUAGCUUGCCACUGUUGCCUUUAGCCUCAUGCCUGUGAAAUGAAACGUAUUCUUCAAAUCAUAGUGGCAACUUAUCUCAUUACUUUGCUACUUUUCCAACUCAUUUUUUUCUUUAAUAUUUACCAGUACCAGUACGUAAACAUAGCCCCCUUGACUUGAUCUGAUGUUCAAAUCUUCCAGUAGACUCAUUUGAACAGAUUGGACCUGUUUUUCCAACUUGUGUUAAAUUAUUAUAAACAUCUCGGCUCAUAUAUUAUGGGCAGCAGCACCACAGUGUAUUCAUUCAGUCUCAUCAUUCCCGUGUAACCCAAUCAUCUGAUCGUGUUCAGGAUUUAAUUACUGAGAGAAUUUAACAUUAUAACUGUAUUGUCACUGGGUAAAGGAUGUCACCACUCAAAAUGCAACAUGUCAGAUGUGUAAUUUGCACCUUAAUGUUUUGCUGUUAUUUUCUAAGCAUUUCUGUUUUUAAUAAAUGGACAUUAUUGACUGGA